Messenger RNA from Aspergillus costaricaensis CBS 115574, 1867 nucleotides. RefSeq names its product 1-aminocyclopropane-1-carboxylate deaminase/D-cysteine desulfhydrase. Gene Ontology annotation, molecular function: D-cysteine desulfhydrase activity. The transcript has a single exon. The coding region runs from base 4 to 1395 and encodes 463 amino acids. NCBI's taxonomy places the organism in Eukaryota, Fungi, Ascomycota, Eurotiomycetes, Eurotiales, Aspergillaceae. The record is from RefSeq and is a predicted model, not a curated record.
ACAAUGAUCCCCCUCCCCACCCCCUUCUCCCAAAUCCCCCGCUACCCCCUUCUCUACCCAACCCCCUCCCCCAUCCACCCACUCCCAACCCUAACCAGAACCCUCCUCCAAUCCCCAUACACAACCCCCAAGACCACCACCACCACCACCACCACCACCACCAACAAGAACAAAAACAUAAACACAAACAUAAACAUAACCCUCCACCUCAAACGCGAAGACCACGCCUCUCCCCUAACCUCCAGCGGCAACAAAUACCGCAAACUCGAGUACCUAAUACCGGACAUUCUCUCCCCAGUACCAAAAUACGGCUCUUUAGCACCAGGACCCGAUCACGGAACCCUCACAUCCCCAGAAAACCAACAGAAACUACUACAUAAUCACAAACAGAAUAAAGAAGUAACCCUAGUAACCGAAGGCGCCCUCCAAAGCAACCACACCAUCCAAGUAACCAGCAUCGCGAACCACCUGAACCUCCCACGGCCGGUGAUCAUCCUCCACAAGGCGACGGGGGGCGGGUACGCCCAAGUACCAGACAAGAGCCUGUUCGAGAGGACGGGGAAUGUCCAAGUUGCGAAGUUGUUAGGGGCUGAUGUGAGGGUAUUGGAGUCAGCUACUGUUUCAACAUCCACAUCCACCUCCACAAACAAAGAAAAAGAAAACGAAGAUGUAGUCCACACCAUCUUCAGCACCCUCCAAUCCUCAGGCCAAAAUCCCUACUGGAUCCCCUCCGGCGCAAGCCUCCACCCCCUAGGAGGACUGGGGUACGCGCGCUGCGCAUUCGAAAUAGCGUACCAGGAAACCCAACCACAACCACAACCACAACCUGGUCCCUUCCCAACCAACCUCGGAAGAAUAGACUACAUCUUCGUGGCAUGCGGCAGCGGGAGUACCCACGGGGGAUUAAUCGCGGGAUUAAAGCUCCUCGAGAAACAAGAAGCAAAAGCACACUCCUCAGAAGCCACCGCCCACUGCCCAUCCCGAAAGAUCAUCGGCGUGCUCACGUCCCCAACACGCCCACGCAGCUACCACGAGAACAGAGUAUUGCAGUUUGCGCGACAAGCGGGAAGACUCAUUGGGAUUGAGGACGUGGAGAGGGAGAUAACGAUGGAGGAUGUGCAUGUUGAUGAGCGGUUCGCGGGCACGGCGUAUGGGGAGGUGGAUGAUGCGACGGGGGAUAUAGUGCGGUUGAUGGCGAGGGAGGAGGCGGUGUUGUUGGAUCCGGUGUAUACGGGGAAGGUGGCGAGGGGGAUGGUGCAUUGGGUGAGGGAGGGGGAGGUGGGUAGGGAUUGGGUUGCCAGGGGGGGAGGGGAGGGAGAUGGGGUUGGUGUUAAUGUGUUGAUGGUGCAUACGGGGGGACAGUCUGCUUUGAGUGCGUAUGCGGAUGUUGUGUAGAUACAUAUUUGCUGUUGCGGUGGCUGUGUGGGUUGUAGAUAUUGAUUAGAGCUAGUGCACAUGGGCUGAGGAAUAAGGUCUACUGUAUUGAACGAUUGUUGGUUAAUGACACAUCGAACGCGCUCAUCGAGCGACUGACUAGAAAAUAAAAAUACUGGAGAAAGCGCAAAGAUAGCAGUGUACAUUGGCCUGAGAAAACAAAAGCCACCCCUUAGAAGAAGGAACAGUGAAAUCACACACAAACAACUAUCAAAUAGGAAUAGAGAAGACAGAAAAACACCACGCAAUGCGGAGACGGACUAGCCAGGUCUCCGUUGUCUUCGUACACCGAAGUCGUACAAAUCACAAACCACAACAUAAAUUUUAAACAGGAUCAAGAUCCCAUCCGAGCGAAUCGAAAAAGACUUUAAGAGCAAAACAGCUGGCAUCCCAGUGAACAACAACACCGUUAACAAUCCAGGAACAACACAAA